AUGGAGGGUUGUAGCUGGCGUGUUUAUGCUUCUCGUUGUGAAGCUACUGACUGUUUUGUAAUUCGGACGUUAAAUAAUGCGCAUACAUGUGCUGGUCGGAUACGAGAAUCAAAGAGUAAGAUGAUGAGGUCUCGUGUGGUGUGUUCUCUCUUUAUGGACAUAAUUCGUGAAAAACCAGAGCUGAAGCCAGUUGAGAUUAUACGCGAGUUCAAAGAUUAUUACGAUAUAGACAUUUCAUACUACCACGCAUGGUUUGGCAAAGAGUUAGCUAAAUUGGACGUUCACGGUGAUGAGUCGAAGUCCUUCAACGAGUUAGUCUGGAGCAAGUACAAGGGGCAGCUUCUCUAUGCUUCCGGAAAGAAUGGGAAUCAAGGGUUUUUAACAGGACCUGCCCUGGAAUUCCUCGGAAACUGGGACGGACCCCGUCUUUUUUAUCCUCUAGCUUUUGGAGUUGUUGAUUCUGAGACAGAGGAGAAUUGGACUUGGUUUCUUCAACAUUUGGCUGCUAUAUUGCUACCGAUAGGGAGAGUGGUGACCUUUUUCUCGAACCGCAAUCAGGGUUUGUUAAAUGCAAUGGGGUUUGUGUUUCCUGGAUGGCCUCAUUUUCACUGUUAUUAUCACCUUAAAUUGAAUUUGAUAUCGAAGUACCCGAAGUCAGGUUAUGGGAAACUGCUCCAACAUCGUGUUAUCAAUUUAUUUGGUAGAUGUGCAUAUGCUGUUACGAAGGAAGAGUUUAAGGUAGCAAUGGAUGAGUUGGUGAUUGUUGGGAGUUCGAAAGUGAAGACAAUUAUAUAUGAUUUGUCUAGAGAUCACUAUGUCAACGCAUUUUUCAAAGGAAUGCAUUAUGGGGAGAUGGAAAACAGUUUAGCCGAGUCGCUUAAUAAUUGGGUUGGUGUGUUUCGAGAUUUGCCCGUGCUACCUUUGAUUGAAGGGAUUCGACAGAAAUUGAUGGUAUUGAAUUCUCAACGACGAAUUGAAGCGGAGAAGUGGACAACAAUUUUGUGUCCGAAGAUGGAAACUAGACUGUGGGAAAAUGCAGAGGCCGGUAGGACUUGGGCAGUUCGUCGUUCUCGUUGCACUGUUUUUGAAGUAUUUGCUGAUUAUUCUGUGAUGGUUGAUCUCGAGCAAAGGACUUGUUCUUACCGUCUUUGGCAAAUUGAUGGUUUUCCUUGUACGCAUGCGGUGUCUGCAAUUCUAGCAAAGAAAGAUUCAGUUUAUGAUUACGUGGAGUGA
Molecule: messenger RNA, 1233 nt
Organism: Prunus dulcis (almond)
Lineage: Eukaryota; Viridiplantae; Streptophyta; Magnoliopsida; Rosales; Rosaceae
Exons: 4
Coding region: 1-1233 (410 amino acids)
Molecular function (GO): zinc ion binding
Source: RefSeq, a predicted model, not a curated record